Cyanistes caeruleus (blue tit) is the source of this 1732-nucleotide messenger RNA. Lineage: Eukaryota; Metazoa; Chordata; Aves; Passeriformes; Paridae. The record is from RefSeq and is a predicted model, not a curated record.
GAAGGUCCCUUCCAUCCCAAACCAGUUUGUGAUUCAGUGAGAACUUAACUAAAACCCGGGUCCUUGUUAGCCACCAUAUCCUGUAGGUUCUGCUUCAGAAUAACCUGUGUGACAUGUCUGCCCAUGAUGAAUUCUUGCAUCUUACAUCCCAGAAUCAUCUGUGCCCUUGGCCUCCCCUCUCUGAACUGGCUCCCUGUGCAGGGAUAAAGUGUGAUGUUAAGAGGCAGAUGUCAUCAUCCCUGUGCUCUGGGAGGGGAUGUAGGGACAGUUCACUCUUGUGAGAGCUCCCUGCUGCUAUUUUUAGUUGCUUCAUUUUCUUUCUGUUGGAGAAAUAAUUAUUGCUGUCUCUUUGUUCAUGUUCAGGGAGCUUGUGUAUCCCUUCCUUUCCCCCUGCUGAGAGACUGCAAUAGAUAAAGCUCACUAAAACAUGAAUGUCUUGCCCAAAAAUUGGCAAAGCAUAAUAGAAGAUUAAUUCUAAAUAGCCCUUGCUAAAGGACUAAAAGAACUUUUUUUUUGUCCCAAAGUGAUUGCUCUUCAGUGCUCAUUUUUCUUCCACAGGUUGAAUUACACUCAAGGAACUCGUUCUUGCCUACAUGUGAUAUUAGUUUGCAUUAUCAUCUGUGAUAAUAGGUCUUAGAUAACAUGGAAAUUAAGAGAAAAGGAAGAUUAGGCUUCAGUCUUCUAGGAAACCUGCAGGGAUGCUUUCAAGCCUUAACUUGUUCAGUGUGUUGGAUUAGGCAUGUGAGUCUUCUUGAGGAUGCUUGUUUAAAUUCUUGGAUCCAUCGCUGUUUACUUUUUCCCUUUUUCUUUGUGUCAUUUCUUUAAGGCCAUUUUCAUUAUUCUGUGUUUUUCUUGCAUUUAGUUCACUACAAUAACCACAACUUUUGCUGUAGUUCAGGUGUUCGGUGCAGCUACACAGUAACCAGGCCCUGCACCUUGUUCUUCAUCUGUUCAGUGACUGCCAGUUUAUAUUUGCCUUUUUUCCUUACUUUUUACAGAUCACAUCUAAAGUCACUGAAACUCUAAGGCUAGAAAGUGUUACAACUUUGCUUCUUCCCCAGCUCCUGCCCUAGCUUAUUUAGUGACUGAGUCACAGGUGGUGGAACAUGGCUGGACAAAUAUCAGAGUCGGAUCAGAUCAAGCAGUUCAAGGAGUUUCUUGGCACAUACAAUAAACUUACAGAAAAUUGCUUUGUGGACUGCAUAAAGGAUUUCACUAGCAGAGAUGUGAAACCAGAAGAGAUAACUUGCUCAGAAAACUGCCUGCAGAAGUAUCUAAAGAUGACACAGAGGAUCUCCAUGAGAUUCCAGGAGUACCACAUCCAGCAGAACGAGGCUCUGGCAGCCAAGGCAGGACUGCUCAGCCAACCUCGUUAGACCAGAGCACUGUGCUCAGACUUAAGCUGUGCCAGUGUUCCCUGGGCAAGAACACAUUGGGGGAUUCCUACUGUCAGGAUGUGUGUCCAGCAGCUCAGAGCAGAGCUGUGGGUGCUGCUCAGGCAGUGGGGGCCAUGAAGGGUUAAACAGGAGCUCAGUCGUGGUGGCCUGGCAGUGGAAUUUGUUUCCACAAGGGAAUGAUGCAGAUACAGCUUUUCCCAGGGCCCACAGACUGGUGUCCGAAUUUCAGGGGUGGUGGGAGGGCUCACUUGCCUUGUGCCAAGACUGGUUGAGAUGAAUCAAUUUAACGUGGGGAAUACACUUUUUUAUUUAAUUCAAAUAAAAUCAACAGGAGC